UUUUUGUGUGACGUAACAUUCGCGUCGAAUUGAUAUCAGCAGCGCAAGCGCCCCGGGUGGGGGGAGAUACCGUGGUCUUGGGCUUCCGUGCGGCGUCAGCGUCAGGUCAGUACCGCUCUGGACGCGCCGGUCGCAACAUCAUGUCCUCCCCGCCGCCGGAGAAACCCACGUGUGACGUGGUCGUCAGCACGGAAACCGCGGACCCCAACAAAGUGGUUCUCAAGAGGAAAAUAACACUCUUGAACGGUGUCGCGAUAAUCAUAGGAACCAUUAUCGGAUCCGGGAUCUUCGUUUCGCCGGCCGGAGUUUACAUUUACACGAAGUCCGUGGGAGUGUCUCUGAUAGUCUGGACGGCCUCCGGAGUGUUCUCCACCCUCGGAGCCCUCUGCUAUGCCGAGCUGGGGACCGCCAUCGCCAGGUCAGGAGGAGACUACGCCUACAUUCUCGAGGCUUUUGGAGACCUCCCGGCGUUCCUGCGUUUGUGGGUCGCUCUCCUCAUCAUCCGGCCCACGACUCAGGCCAUCGUCGCUAUCACCUUCGCCGAGUACGCCGUCAAACCCUUCUUCCUGGAGUGUGCGCCUCCUUCAGCCGCUGUCACGCUGCUAGCCGCCGGGUGCCUCUGUCUACUGACAGCAAUUAACUGUGUGAGUGUGCGUUGGUCACUGGAGGUACUCUCUCUGUCCACCUAUGCCAAGUUGUUUGCUCUCUUCGCCAUAGUGAUUGCAGGGAUAUACCAUAUUGCUACAGGUCAUACAUCCCACUUUGAACAUGCUUUUGAGGGUGACUACGAUGCUGGCAAUAUUGCUCUUGCAUUCUUCUCCGGACUGUUUGCAUUUGGCGGAUGGAACUACCUCAACUUCGUCACUGAAGAACUGCAGGACCCUUACAAAAACUUACCGAGGGCUAUAUGGAUAGCCAUGCCACUGGUCACCCUGGUUUAUGUGCUAGCCAAUCUUGCUUACUUUGCUGUCAUCACGAGCCAAGAGAUGAUUUCUUCCCCUGCAGUUGCUGUUACUUUUGGAGAUCGGAUGUUCAGCAGCCUCAGUUGGACUGUGCCUGUGUUUGUGGCCAUCUCCACAUUUGGCGGAGUCAAUGGUGUGAUCUUCACGUCUGCCAGACUCUUCCUGACGGGUGCUCAAGAGGGUCACCUUCCCGAGCUAUUCUCUCACAUCCAUGUGCAGAAGCGCACCCCAAUCCCAGGCCUCAUAUUCUGUUGUGCAGUAUCGCUGGUGAUGGUGACGGUCAGUGAUGUAUUCACUCUAAUCAACUACUUCAGCCAAACUCUGUGGUUGUCGGUGGGUGGGUGUAUCGCCGGGCUGCUCUACCUUCGUUACACCAAACCCGAGAUGCCUCGACCCAUCAAGGUUAACUUGGCGAUCCCCAUCUUGUUCCUCAUCUGCGUUGCGUUUCUGGUCAUCGUACCCUCCAUCACGCAACCCUUCAAUACAUUGAUUGCAGUGAUUAUCAUACUCUCUGGCAUUCCUGUGUAUUAUGUGGGAAUCAAGUGGAAGACAAAACCUAAGUGGUUCACAGACUUUCAUGAGAAAUUCACAAGAGCAGUUCAAAAAGCUCUGGAUGUCGUCCGCUCUGAAACGGAUAUUCAGUAAAGAUCUGUAUUGAAGUGUAUUACAUGUGUAUGCUGGCCAUACAUAAUCCUACUUUACUAUAGGGUGUAAGAAAAUAAGAUGUAUUUUAUUAAAAGAUAUGAACAAUGGAAAUAUUGAGUUCUAGAUGUAUUUUCUGUUUUAAACACGAAUUAAGUUUAACCUAAAAAUGUUUGUAUAAACUGCAAAAGUAUAAUUUGUUAAGAGGAAGCUCUACCAAAUUUCUUUAUCAAAACAGCAGUUUUGAUCUGAACCAGUGUUCAAGCUUUACCUUUUACUAUAAACUACUUUUAAUUGCUCAAUGAAUUACUACCGAUGGAAACUCAUAUUCCAAUUUAAUAUUCUAGCCUCGCAAGGUCUAAAAAUAAACUUUAUUAGGGACAACACCAAAAAGAGUUAGGAAAUGGAAUUUUAAGUUUUUGACCCUUUUGGUGCCAACAUCCAUUUAAAAGACUACCAAGAAAUACCAAAUCAAACAAAGAAUGCUGAUUUCCAUAAAUACGGUUGUUCGCUGAAAAAAUUCUAGGGCAAUCUUUUUUUUACGUGUUAUAGAUUUCUUGGUAUACAAACAAUUAGAAUGAACCAAAUUACAAAAAAUAUUCAUAGCAAUAUUUUUAGAUUAAUCAGCUGUUUGAUUUAAAUUUAAUGUAAAAGAACACGAACAAAUUAAAACGUAAUGUUCUACAACAUUUAUUACUUUUACAGUUUUUAAAAUAUUAAUAAAAACUUUUUUAUGUUGUGUUCAGUUUUAUUUUCUCUUUCAAUUGAUAUUGUAUUCUAUAGUAAAAUAUUUUUUAGCUAAAAAAGUUAGAAAAAUAUAUUAUUACUUGUAAUUUUGAAAAACUUUUUAGUAAAACACUGCAAAACGGCUGAACUGAAAUAGGCCUGGCUGGCAUCCUUUAAUAGUAAUGGCUGGAAAAUCUCCUUUAUUCUUUGAAAUGACUUUUAAUUUUUGACUUGGCACUAAAAGGGAAUAGAACAAUAAACUUUUUUAAUCAGCACCUUUAUAAAGCGAUAAAUAUUACCAUUAGAUAUGUGUACAUAAAUCUUUAAUAAUUUCCAAUAUAAGACUGUCAUCACUUACAUACUAAGAGCUGCAAGCACGAACUUAACAAUAGUUUAUCACAAAAGGUUGUUUCGUCCUUUAAAUAAAGCAUCCUCUUGUCUAACAGUUUUGUAUGAUUCAAUUGGACUGUUCCUCAAGAAUUUGACUAUUUUCUGCUAGCCAUUAUGAACAUGACUGUUAGAAAGUAGAUUACAACUCAAAUUAAUGCUUUUAAAAAUUGCUGCUAUCUUAAAACAGCGGUGUUACUGUUAAGUGAAUGUUACUCUUCACUAAAUACUAUUUCCUACCUACAUAAACCCAUAUAAAAACCAGAAAAUACAGCAACAGUAAGCAGUUGUUUACAAUAAAUAAGUAAGUGAGAUAUUGUAAUUUUCACAAGAAAAUAAUGUAAGAUUAUUUUUCUAUAAGUCUGAUAAAGACUGUAUUUUAAUAGUUAAGUUAGUAUUAAUUUUAUAUAAGUUUGUGUAAAUAUUAAAGACUCUUAUUGUAUAUAUUCUUUUACGAGUAAUUUUUGUACAGUAUGCCAUAAGCUUUUAUUAUAUACAUGGUUACUUUUGUAUUAUUUAAGAGAGAUAUGAACUUUAUUGUACAGCAUUGAUAAUAAUUGUUUUAGAAUAAAAAAUAUAUUUUGAAUUGAUGAAGAUAACUGUCCUAUUCUUAGAAGCAAGCUGAGCUUAAAUCCUAAUUAUUCUUAGUUCAAGCUAUGUCUAAUGUACAUUACUUGCCAAUGUACCUAUUACAAUGAUCAUUGUCUGCUUUCCAAGUUGAAAAAUAACUUUCCUGAAAAAGUCCAUUAGAUAGUAUGGUUGUAAUGUUGAGAUGUAAAAUGGACAUAGGUUCAAACUAAAAAACACUGAGUUUAGUAUACAUAUAUAUGAUUGGAAAGAUUACAAUCAGGGGUGUAUUCAGCUUUGGUGGGCCCCGGCCAGGCCCCGUCAUGCCCCGCCACUCCCUGUCCGUUUACACAGUCUGAGUACGGGCCUGAGUACUAUUGAAAACUAUUACAUUUGUUACAAAUCCUAAAUCAUAGAGCACAAUGUCCGUGAUGAGUUUGUCACAGUGUUGCCAGAUGGAACAGCAUGCAGAGGUAAAGUAUACAGUACCUAUAGUGCUUCAGCUCUCUCUGCAUGCAGUCCAAAUUGUCUCCAUUGCAUUACAUUAUACAGUGCUGCUGAAAAGCCCUGGGAUGGACAAAUUUGUUUUGUAAUGAAUUAUAAUAGAACUAAAUUUUAAAUCCAGCUUUUGGCCAUAUUAAACUAAUCAUGUAUUUCAGAGUGAUAUCUUGCUUAGGAGAAUGUUCCACUAGAGCUUGGCAAACAAUCUUAAAUAAAGCAUAAGUAGAGUUGUACCUAACAAUUAAGUAGAGAUUGAAGGAAAGUUAAACAAAAACAAUAUACAUAUAUUGUCUAAACAAUAUAUUUAUGUAUUGUCUUAAAGGAAGUGUAACUAUAUUUUUACUUUCUGUUUUGAUUUUUUUACAUCACUUAACUUCAGUUUAUCAAAUUAUAAAAAAUUAUAUAAUAUAAUAUUUCACCAAAUUAAACAUUUAUUGCUACUGCCAAUACUAGAAUCUCCAUUUCUUUACAGUGCAACUACUACCGUAUUUAAACAGGUUUCUUGAUGUAGGAGUAUGCUUUUGAAACUGACAAUAAUAUGAAAUUAACUCUACUUCCUGAAAUGGCAAGAUAUUGGUAUUAAACUAUAAUAUAAUUUAAGAAGGGACCAAUAUCUGAUAUUCCAGAAGGGACCACAAUCAAGAUUAUGUAUGUUUCAUUCAUAACUCUACUGAUUGCUUGUACAGUAACUCAUUUACCAUUUUGAAAUAUAUGAUAUAAACAUCA
Messenger RNA from Homalodisca vitripennis (glassy-winged sharpshooter), 4511 nucleotides. RefSeq names its product Y+L amino acid transporter 2 (gene JhI-21). Gene Ontology annotation, molecular function: L-amino acid transmembrane transporter activity. Bases 141 to 1607 code for a protein of 488 amino acids. Gene Ontology annotation, cellular component: membrane. Gene Ontology annotation, biological process: amino acid transmembrane transport. The transcript has 8 exons. Lineage: Eukaryota; Metazoa; Arthropoda; Insecta; Hemiptera; Cicadellidae. The record is from RefSeq and is a predicted model, not a curated record.